AUGGGAAUUGUCGCUGACGAAUUCAACUACCAGGGAGGACACUUCUUCAUCGGACAAAUGCUCAACCAGAUCAAAACUCCUGGUCCCGCCGAUAUCUUUAUUUCCUGGAUGCGCAGGUGGCCCGAUGCCCCAUUCGUGCGGUAUCUGACCAUUGGCAACACGGAGACGCUCAUGGUCAACAGUCUUGCGGCUUUCAAGGAGGUGCAACAGACGAAGGCCUACUCUUUUCGAAAGUCACAGCUUGCAGGCAGGAUGUUCUCGCCCAUCACCGGUCAUGGACUCAUGUUCUCUGAGGGCGAUGACAGGAAGAGGCAGCGGACACAGCUUUCCAAGGCAUUCUCGAACCAAAAUACCCGGAGAAUGCUCCCCGUAUUCCAGAACAAGGCCCGUCUGCUCUGCGAGGCUAUCAGCCACGAGUUGGGAGGUGAAGACCGCAAGUUGGUUGACGUCGAGCGCUUCCUUCGCAAGGCCACUCUCGACGUCUUCGUCAUCGGCUCCAUCGGCUGCGACCUCGAGAGCAUCUCGCUCCCAGAGGCGCACUUCUACGACGUGUACGAGCGCAUCAUCCGUCAGCCCGCAUUUGGACAUAUCAUCACCUUCAUCGACGGCCACAUUCCGGUCCGCUCGUGGUUGCCACUGAAGAGCAACAAGAUGUGGCUCAACGACGUGGCUCUCAUCAGGACCAUGCUCCUGAACUGCGUCGGCAACCGCACUAUGGAGAUGAUGCGGGAGAAGCGCGGAUUGGAUGGUGAGAAGAGAUCGGAGCGAAGGGAUAUCCUGACAUUCAUUAUGGAAGAUUGUCAAUUUGAGGAGGGGGAGAGGCUGUGGACUGAUGAAGAGCUCUUGGAGUACAUGCUCAACUUCAUCGCUGGAGGCCAUGAGACAACUGGCUCAACCCUCAUGUGGGUUGCGUACGUCCUUGCUACGAACCCCGGCGUCCAGGCGCGCCUCAAAUUGGAAGUCCACGAGCUCUGCUCUGGCAAGCCGCGGGACUGGGAUCCUACCUAUGAGGAGGUCGAGCAUCUCUCAUACCUCAACAACUUCCUCCGCGAGACUCUACGAUACUACUCACCAGGCAUCUUCCUCCCCCGCGAGGCCGCAGAAGACGUCACAGUCUGUGGCGUCUUUGUCCCAAAGGGCACUCAGGUCACCCUUUGCCCAGCCGUCGCACACUUCAACACCACCUUCUGGGGCCCAGACGCGCACAUCUAUGACCCCGACCGCUGGUCCGACGGUCGUGCCGCUAAGGACUCCUACGCCAUGGAGGCAUUCCUCCAGGGCCCUUCUGGAUGCAUCGCGAAGAAUAUGGCGCUACUCAACAUCAAGUCCGUCAUCAUUGGCCUCGUCCGCAACUUUACGUUCUCGCCACGGCCUGGAUACGACGGUACAAUCGAGUUGGCGAACCCGAAUUUCACGCUGCGUCCUAAAGAUACUCUUAGAGUCGUAAUUGAAAGGGACGAGACUAUGAUUACAUAA
Molecule: messenger RNA, 1476 nt
Organism: Colletotrichum chrysophilum
Lineage: Eukaryota; Fungi; Ascomycota; Sordariomycetes; Glomerellales; Glomerellaceae
Exons: 5
Coding region: 1-1476 (491 amino acids)
Molecular function (GO): heme binding; monooxygenase activity; oxidoreductase activity, acting on paired donors, with incorporation or reduction of molecular oxygen
Source: RefSeq, a predicted model, not a curated record